This is a messenger RNA of Cyphellophora europaea CBS 101466, 1041 nucleotides long. RefSeq lists its product as uncharacterized. The transcript is spliced from 4 exons. Lineage: Eukaryota; Fungi; Ascomycota; Eurotiomycetes; Chaetothyriales; Cyphellophoraceae. Gene Ontology annotation, molecular function: glycerol channel activity; water channel activity. The coding region runs from base 1 to 1041 and encodes 346 amino acids. Gene Ontology annotation, cellular component: plasma membrane. Gene Ontology annotation, biological process: glycerol transmembrane transport; water transport. The record is from RefSeq and is a predicted model, not a curated record.
AUGGGCAUUGAGCAGACCUACGCCACGGCCAACCACAAAGAACACGGCGAGAUGUCGGACGCUUCCUCCAAGGAGUAUCCCAUUACUCCUCUACCACCACCGCAUGCCGAACACGGUCCUGUUAUCGAUCAUAAAAUCACCCAGGAUGAUGCAGUUCCUGCUCAUCCCGAUCUUUGGUGGCCCCGCGUUAGAAGGACUCUGCGCGAGCCAUUCUCCGAGUUCUUCGGCGUGUUCAUCCUUAUUCUCUUUGGUGAUGGCGUCGUCGCUCAGGUUGUGCUGAGCGGUGGCGAGAAGGGUGACUACCAGUCCAUCUCUUGGGGCUGGGGCUUGGGUGUCAUGCUCGGUGUCUACGCCUCUGGAAUCUCUGGAGCUCACAUCAACCCCGCUGUCACCUUCGCCAACUGCGUCUUCCGCAAGUUCCCAUGGAGGAAAUUCCCUGGUUACCUGAUUGCCCAGGUCCUGGGUGCGAUGGCCGCUUCCGCAGUGGUCUACGGCAACUACAAAUCAGCUAUCGAUGUGUUCGAGGGUGGUUCCAACAUCAGGACUGUUCCCGGUUUCUCAGAGACUGCCACUGCCGGUAUCUUCUGCACCUAUCCUGCAGAGUUCAUGACCAGGACGGGCAUGUUCUUCAGCGAGUUCAUUGCCUCGACCAUCCUUAUGUUCUGCAUUUACGCUCUUAAAGAUGAUGGCAAUAUUGGUGCCGGCCCGUUGACCCCUUUGGCCCUCUUCUUCGUCAUUUUUGGCAUCGGUGCAUGCUUCGGCUGGGAAACUGGCUAUGCUAUCAACCUGGCCCGUGACUUUGGCCCUCGUCUCGUGUCCUAUAUGCUCGGCUAUGGCCACGAGGUCUGGAGCGCUGGCGGAUACUACUUCUGGAUUCCUAUGGUUGCUCCAUUCUUCGGCUGCACCUUUGGUGGCUGGCUUUACGAUGUGUUCCUCUUCACAGGCGACAGCCCGAUCAACACCCCAUGGAUGGGCCUCAAGCGCUUCAUCCGCCCAACUCGCGACGUGUGGUCCAACACUCGCAGCGAGACCUAUGUUUAA